UCCACAACGCAUCCUCCUGAACCACAUACUGGAAACACUGCUAUCCUGCCAUGUAGUGACCAUAACCAUUCCUGACUACUGCUUCCUAUAAUAACUUUCGACUGGCACUAUCGAAUUGCUGACUGCUAACUUCAAGUGAUCUGGCUUUGUUCAUAUUUGAGCUCUUCAGGCUGGGAAAACUAUGGGGAAAAUGGUUACGGAGAUUGUUGCUUUGCUACUUAGCAUAUCAGGCUGGGUUCUGAUCUCCUCCACACUGCCCACUGACUACUGGAAAGUGUCCUCCGUAGAUGGAACCGUAAUCACUACAGCAACCUUUUGGUCCAAUCUCUGGAAGACAUGUGUGACAGAUUCGACUGGAAUCUCCAACUGCAAGGACUUCCCUUCCAUGCUGGCUUUAGAUGCUUAUAUACAGGUGUGUCGUGGGUUGAUGAUCUCUGCAGUGUGCCUGGGUUUCUUUGGGGCCAUUCUGGCCCUAGUUGGAAUGAAAUGCACAAAGAUAGGUGGCUCUGAGACUACCAAGGCCAGGAUUACCUGCUUCUCUGGACUACAUUUUAUCCUCACUGGUGUCUGUUCAUUGGCAACAUGUUCACUAUAUGCUCACAGAAUAACCUCUGAGUUUUUUGACCCAUUAUUUGUGGCACAAAAGUUUGAGCUGGGGGCUGCACUGUUUAUUGGAUGGGCAGGAGCUAUCCUUUGCUUUCUGGGGGGCAGUAUCUUCUGCUUCUCAAUGUCAGAGGGCUUCAGCAUGAGAGAAUACACUUACACCGGAGUCAACUCUUUCAUGACAACUCGAAGCAAAAAUGCCAACAGUCCUGCAAGUUCUGAAAAAGAUGCAGCAGAUCAAGGCUACUCUGUGAGGCAGUUUGGGAGGAAUGCCUAUGUGUAAUAUACCUCCACAGGAAAAUUCUGUACAAAACUGACACUGAUGCAGCCAAUAAGAGCAAAUGCCUAUAUUAUAGGUUGUAAGAUGGACAUGCUUUAUGCACAACCAUAAUCACUAAGGGAAACUACCACAGAUAACACAUAGACCAUCACUAGAGCAAGAAGAUCUUAAGGCAUUUCGUACUUUAGCAUUAGUCUUUCUAAGAGCUAAUCUACUAAGUACUAACUAUCUAACUUUUCAUAUCUGUGUAUUUUUAGAUGUUUACAGAUAUUAAAGAGUUUGCAUAGAUUGCCCGGUCUGGAGUUACUAAAGCUUUCUUUGUAAUUUUUGGGACGAGUGGGGGAUGACUGGGGAAAAAAAAGGAUAAUAAAAGGCAGCAUAUAGUGAAGAUGGAAUGAGUCUUCUGUCUUUAAUGGAUGUGCCCUUUGCUGAAUUGAGACCCAAUAACCAAGUGAAGUGAUGACAGACAUUUAUGAUGUUGGUUCCUGUUGCGUACCUCCGGCUCCGGAACACGCUGUCUAGAUGCGGAAAUUAGAUCAGCCUAGUCACCUAUUCUUCGGGACCUAGCAUCUGUCUCCACCUCAUGAUCAAUGGAAACCCUAGACUUUGACCCCUGCUUCUCAUAGAUUUCUGGUGCGUUCCAGAGCUCUGCUGGGCUGGCAGCAUGGCCUUUCUUUCCACCCACAUGUUUCUGUGUUAAGUAUUCCAGUACUGAAUGUAGUGUUUAGUUAUGUAAUCUAAUAUAGUACACUGUUGUUGUGUUUAGUUAUGUAAUAUAAUAAAGUACAUUAUACUUUUAA
Messenger RNA from Pangasianodon hypophthalmus (striped catfish), 1683 nucleotides. It is a transcript of the gene cldn10a, whose product is annotated as claudin 10a. Bases 182 to 886 code for a protein of 234 amino acids. The record is from RefSeq and is a predicted model, not a curated record. Gene Ontology annotation, cellular component: plasma membrane; bicellular tight junction. Gene Ontology annotation, biological process: cell adhesion; bicellular tight junction assembly. NCBI's taxonomy places the organism in Eukaryota, Metazoa, Chordata, Actinopteri, Siluriformes, Pangasiidae. The transcript has 5 exons. Gene Ontology annotation, molecular function: structural molecule activity.